AUGACUUCCAGUCAGACUGCUGAUGCCAGAACAUCCACAGAGGAAUUCCCCCUCCCAGAAGCCCUUCAUCCUACGUCCCUUGUAAUGAGGGUACUGUGUUUUUUGGCACUGGGACGCCCAAAUCUUGAUGAUCAUUGGAAGUCGCUCCAAUCAGAGCAAGCCUUCAAGACCAUUAGGACCAGGUUGUGCUCCAUCCUGGCCAGCACUAUCACCAUGGCAAGUGUCCUCCUCGCCACAAGUGGUGUUUUUGUCAGUACAGCCUCUCCCGUGUCGUACUUUGACUAUAUGUUGCCUGUUCCCUACUGUCUGGUCUUGAUAUCACUCAUGCUUGCCAUGAUUGCAAUGUUGACAUCCAGCUCAAGCAUGAUACGUUGGCUGCACACUGAUCGGCACUGGAUGCAAGAACAACUCAAGCUGGGCGGCUACUUUGUCCUGUCCUACCUGUUCUCGAUAGUCACACCUAUAUUCUUCGUUCUCUCAUCCCUGAAUUGUUUUAUAUUCGCGAUGUUGAUAACAGGUUUUUUUUCUCGUGACAUGAUCUGCUGUGUAGUCACUGCGCUCUGGAUGGUCACAUACAUUGUCAACGUUGGGACAAUGUUGAUGGAAGCUAUGUGGAAGUAUGCGACAAGCCUCAAUCACGCUGGACGUCGCCAGUAG
Molecule: messenger RNA, 657 nt
Organism: Suillus bovinus
Lineage: Eukaryota; Fungi; Basidiomycota; Agaricomycetes; Boletales; Suillaceae
Exons: 5
Coding region: 1-657 (218 amino acids)
Source: RefSeq, a predicted model, not a curated record